UAAGCUUUUAGAAAGCUGUAGCUUAAUCAUGGCAUACAAUGCAAUUUCGUUCUUGUCAUUCUGCACCCUCCUUGUCCUUCCCUUGCUGUUUCAGGCUACUUUAGCAGACUCAAAAGACAAAAAGCCAUACCCAUUUGAUUUUCUCAAGCACCUCCAAGGGUGCCACAAGGGUGACAAGGUUAAAGACAUACGUAAGCUCAAAAAGUAUCUCGAACAAUUCGGUUACUUGAGCUAUAGCAAGAACAAAACUCAUGCCAAUGAUGAUGAUUUCGAUGAUCUCCUGGAGUCUGCCAUCAAAACUUACCAGCUAAAUUUCCAUUUGAAUUCCAAUGGAGCUUUGGACACCGAGACAGUAUCAAAGAUGAUGAUGCCUCGAUGUGGGGUAGCAGAUAUCAUCAAUGGUACAUCUGGGAUGCGUUCUGGCAAGAAAAAGCCCCACCGAGCUGCAGGCUCUAAAUCUAUCCAUGAAGUAUCCCACUAUGCUUUCUUCCCACGAAGCCCUAGAUGGCCACCUUCCAAGUCCCAUCUCACCUAUGCAUUUCUUCCAGGGACUCGUGCCGAUGCUGUGAGCCCCGUUGCAGGAGCUUUCCAAACAUGGGCUGCAAAUACACACUUCAGAUUUUCGAGGAUUGACAACUAUAGAGAUGCUGAUAUCACUAUUGGCUUCCAACGUCGAGAUCAUGGAGAUGGAAACCCUUUCGACGGCCCUGGUGGAACAUUAGCUCAUGCUUUCGCACCAACUAUUGGAAGAUUCCACUAUGAUGCAGAUGAAACAUGGUCUGUAAGUGCUAGGCCAGGCACUAUGCACUUGGAGACUGUUGCAUUGCAUGAAAUUGGACACCUUCUCGGUUUGAGUCACAGCUCGAUUGAGAAUGCCAUUAUGUACCCAAGCAUCACGGCAGGAACAUCCAAGGGUUUGGCUAGGGAUGAUAUUGAAGGAAUCAAGGCUCUAUAUAACAGAUGAGAAGUUAUCAAGUGAAAUCUUAUGCAUUAAUAUUGCAUUUUCGAGGCAAUUUAAUCAUGAGAGAUUUUGUAUUUUCCGUUUCGAUUAUAGUUAAAGUCUAGUCCAUUAGAAUAAGUCAUUUCUGACAAAAUAAUUACAGGAAAAAAGGGACAGUCUUUCUGUUUUUCUUUUUGAUUAUAGUUAAAGUUAAUUCUAUUACUUGUCUCUAUACAAUUUUCUAGAUUAAUUUUCAGUUUGGUUUUGGAGCUUGGA
Theobroma cacao (cacao) is the source of this 1216-nucleotide messenger RNA. Lineage: Eukaryota; Viridiplantae; Streptophyta; Magnoliopsida; Malvales; Malvaceae. The record is from RefSeq and is a predicted model, not a curated record.